This is a messenger RNA of Propithecus coquereli (Coquerel's sifaka), 4677 nucleotides long. It is a transcript of the gene POP1, whose product is annotated as processing of precursor 1, ribonuclease P/MRP subunit (S. cerevisiae). NCBI's taxonomy places the organism in Eukaryota, Metazoa, Chordata, Mammalia, Primates, Indriidae. The record is from RefSeq and is a predicted model, not a curated record. The transcript has 16 exons. Gene Ontology annotation, biological process: tRNA 5'-leader removal. The coding region runs from base 66 to 3128 and encodes 1020 amino acids. Gene Ontology annotation, cellular component: ribonuclease MRP complex; nucleolar ribonuclease P complex.
GUGGGGACUGUCGUCGCCGAGGCUUGUCAUUCUGACCCAGGGAACCCUCAGAGCAUCUGGCAGAAAUGUCUAAUGCAAAAGAAAGAAAACAUGCUAAAAAAAUGAGAAACCAGCCCACCAACGUGACUUUAUCCUCUGGCUUUGUGGCGGAUAGAGGCGGAAAGCACCAUAAUGGGGGUGGGAAACCUCAGAAACAAGAGCCUCAUUCUGGAACUUCGCGACAGCGGCAAACCAAAAUCACUGCCCAUUCACUGCCUGAACCUCAUGUGAAUGAGCAGUCUUCCUCCAGAGUCACGUUUAAAAAAAAAGGAGGAUGGAAAACAGGUCCCGAGGGCACUUCUCAGGAGAUUCCCAAGUAUAUAACUGCUUCUACUUUUGCUCAAGCACGAGCUGCAGAAAUCAGUGCUAUGUUAAAAGCUGUAACCCAGAAGUCUUCUAAUUCACUGGUUUUCCAGACUCUGCCACGGCACAUGCGACGGAGAGCCAUGAGCCACAAUGUCAAACGCCUUCCUAGACGGUUACAAGAGAUCGCCCAGAAAGAGGCGGAGAAAGCCGUACAUCAAAAAAAAGAACAUUCAAAAAAUAAAUGCCAUAAAGCUAGAAGAUGUCACAUAAACCGGAUGCUAGAAUUUAACCGUAGACAAAAGAAGAACAAAUGGUUAGAAACUCACAUCUGGCAUGCAAAGCGGUUUCACAUGGUCAAGAAGUGGGGCUACUGCCUUGGGGAGAGGCCGACAGUGAAGAGCCACAGAGCCUGCUAUCGAGCCAUGACGAACCGUUGCCUCCUUCAGGAUUUAUCCUACUACUGUUGUUUGGAGUUGAAGGGCAAAGAGGAAGAAAUACUAAAGGCACUCUCUCCAAUGUGUAGCAUAGACACAGGAUUGACGUUUGCAGCAGUUCACUGCUUAUCUGGAAAGCGCCAAGGAAGCCUGGUGCUUUACCAGGCAAAUAAAUAUCCCAGAGAAAUGCUUGGGCCUGUUACAUUUAUCUGGAAGCCUAAGAGGACCUCUAGUGAUACUUCUGAGGGCAGACAGUUGUGGAUCUGGCUGCAUCCAACUCUUAAACAGGAUAUCUUAGAGGAAAUAAAAGCAGCGUGUCAUUGUGUGGAACCCAUCAAAUUAGCCGUGUGCAUCCCUGAUCCACUCCUGACACCAUCCCAAGAAAAAAGCCAGACUGAACUGCUUGAUGAGAAAAUCGGCAAGAAAAGAAAAAGGAAAGAUGAUGGAGAAAAUUCUAAACCAAUUAAAAAAAUUGUCGGUGAUGGAACUAGAGAUCCAUGUCAACCAUAUUCUUGGAUCUCUCCAACCACAGGCAUUAUAAUCAGUGAUUUGACGAUGGAGAUGAACAGAUUCCGGCUGAUUGGUCCACUUUCCCACUCCAUCCUAACUGAGGCGCUGAAAACUGCUUCUGUCCACAUGGAGGGAGGGGACACAGAGAAGACCCCUCACCAUUGGUGGAUUGAAACCUGUAAGAAUCCUGAUAGCAUUUCCCUUCAUCGCAGACAAGAAGCCAUUUUUGAAUUGUUGGGAGGAAUAACAUCACCAGCAGAAAUUCCAGCAGGUACUAUUCUGGGACUGACAGUUGGAGAUCCUCGAAUAAAUUUGCCUCAAAAGAAGUCCAAAGCUUUGUCUGAUCCAGAAAAAUGCCAAGAUAAUGAGAAAGUUAGACAGCUGCUUCUGGAGGGUGUGCCUGUGGAAUGUACACAUAGCUUUAUCUGGAACCAAGAUAUCUGUAAGAGUGUCACAGAGAAUAAAAUCUCGGAUCAGGAUUUAAACCGGAUGAGAAGUGAAUUGCUGGUGCCUGGGUCACAGCUUGUUUUAGGUCCCUGUGAAUCCAAGAUACCUAUACUUUUGAUUCAGCAGCCAGGAAAAGUGACUGGUGAAGACCGACUAGGCUGGGGAAGUGGCUGGGAUGUCCUGCUCCCAAAGGGAUGGGGCAUGGCUUUCUGGAUUCCAUUUAUCUAUCGAGGUGCAAGAGUUGGAGGAUUGAAAGAGGCUGUAGUACAUUCUCAGUAUAAAAGGUCACCUAACAUUCCAGGUGAUUUCCCAGACUGCCCUGCUGGGAUUCUGUUUGCUGAAGAGCAAGCUAAGAAUCUUCUUGAAAAGUAUAAAAGACGCCCUCCUGCCAAACGGCCCAACUAUGUUAAGCUUGGCACUCUGGCCCCUUUCUGCUGUCCCUGGGAGCAGUUAACGCAAGACUGGGAGUUGAGAGUCCAUUCCCACAAAGAAUCUUCUGUAGUUUCAUCUCCACCCUGUGAGGAGAGUGACCUAAGAAGAUAUGAAGUGUCUUGUACUCCCAUGCCUGAAAAAACUCAGCUAUCUGAUGAAGUGGGCACAUCCCUAAACCACUCCACGGAGCCAGAAGAAGUGAUGGACACAGAGUGUCGAGACCAGGCAGGGGCCGAGAGGGUAAUAGACCAGGAUGUCAGUGAGAACCGUGUUGCUGCCACUGGUAGUCAACUCUGCGUUCUUAGGAGUAGAAAAUUACUGAAGCAACUGUCAGCCUGGUGCGGGCCCAGUCCUGGGGACAGUCGGGCAGCCCGGCGAGCUCCCAGCAGAGGCCAGCAAGGAUUGACCGAAGAGGCCUGCCUGUCUAUCGUGGACCACUUCCCCCGGGCCCUGGUGUGGGUCAGCCUGUCCCUGCUCAGGAAGGGCAGCCCUGAGCCGCACACCAUGAUCUGUGUUCCAGCCAAGGACGACUUCCUCCAGCUCAGUCAGGAUAGGCAUUACUGUGGGCCCCAGGAAUCCAAACACAGUGACCCAUUCAAGAGCAAGAUCCUGAAACAGAACGAAAAGAAGAAAAUGGAGAGAAGGCAAAAGCGGGGACAUGCCAUUUCUGAGGGCCUGGCACUGGGAGAUCCUGCACCCGGGCAGGAAGCUCUGACUCUGGGGCUGUGGUCAGGCCCUCUCCCGAGUGUGACUUCGCACUGCUCCAGAGCUCUCCUAGGCUUUGUCACUCAGGGAGAUUUUUCCAUGGCUGUUGGCUGUGGAGAAGCCCUGGGGUUUGUUAGUUUGACAGGCUUGCUGGAUAUGCUGUCUAGCCAGCCAGCAGCCGAGAGGGGCUUGGUGAUACUGAGGCCUCCCGCCUCUCUGCAGUAUCGAUUUGCGAGAAUUGCUAUUGAGGUAUGAAUGUGGUUUAUAUCCCACAGUUGGACGGUCCUGUUUUCCCUGUCUUUUGUUUCAAAAUAUGUGAAAUUCCCUGGGAACAAGAUUAAAAAAUGAUAUAUUAUGCAAAUGAUGAAAUGUUUACGUCAUUCCAGUAAUCUCAUUUAUUUUCAUCUUUCCCUGUCCUUGCUGUAAUACUUAUAAAUUACUUGGCAUGUAUAGCCAAAAGCUUUGUAUUAUGAUCUCUCGGUGUGUGUAAUUCUUGCUGAAAAUAAUUAGAAGCUGUACAUGUUAUCAUCUCCUUUUAUUUUGUUAGGAACAAAGGUCUGUCAGGUCUGUUUGAAAAGCCUCUAGUCAUGUGAUAGGCAACGAUUGAUGUUUAAUGAUUUGAUUGUUACAGAAGAGGAAAGACUGUAAACACUUGGCCUUUGUACCAAGGAAACACAGGCCCCUGGUGGGCCACGUGCAACUCUGUACUAUGAUCAGUGUGCCCAACACCUUGUGCCACAAAGAAAGAAAGAAACAGACAAUUGAUUUCCGCUUGUUUUCAGGCAGGUUCAGGUUCUGGCAAAAGUGCUGGGCUGGAAUUAGAAAUGGAGUCCGUGCCUUUAUAACCCUUCAACUGACCUCUUUGUUGUUGGCCAACACCUGAUCCUAGGAGUUAAGUAAUUUUUUUAAGUAAAAAAAAUUAAUUUUUUUUUGUUUCUGUAAACAAUUUUCCAAAGCCAUAGAGGAACAUUUCUCUCACUAUGUUCUAUGAAAUAUGUUACCAAAAAAAAAAAAAAAAAGAUUCCAAGGUCGUGUUGAUUUGGGAAACUCUGGGAUUCACAAAGUUAAGCAUUUCUUCCUUAAAGGACUUCUGGUAAUUUCUGUGCAAUAAUGUGCAUUGUGAAGCUCCAGGAAGUACAUAAUAGUGUACAGUAUUUUCUAAAUGGUUUUGAUCCCCAAAUUCCUUUUAUAAAGAGUGCUUUGUAGGCUCAGUGUUCUUAGGAACAUGCUUGGGCAAUGUAGCUCUACAGCACGGUAGCUGCCUCUGCAAGGUGACAACUAAAAUGCCAAGCUGCUUGUCCACACUGAAGCUGUCACAUUGUCCACCUGAGGUUUUGAGCAGGGUGUAAAAGAAAGCACUUAUUCUGUCCCAUAGGAAGAGUGGGCUCAUCAUUGCUUUUUUCCACCUGCAGAGAAACUCAGUGGCUCAUCAACUUUUAGUGGCCAUGUAUGUCUCACUCGUACCCUCAGUCCUUACUUUCUUGCCAUAAAUUUCUAGCAGAGCCUUAGUGUUUUUUUUUUUUUAAUUUUAAUGUUCAGUUGGCAUUAUUUCUUGUAAACGCACUGGGUUUUUGCAGUAGCAUUUGGCAGUAAAUGUCUCUGUGGGUGAUGAAUUUGGGGAAAGAUGCAGCGAAUGUUAAGUAGUCAGAAAGUACCUUGAGCCAAUGAGAUACCUGAUGUUUUUGCUUCCACCAUGCCUCUGAAUACCUUUGGGUUCAACCCAAACAAGACUGAAAAAAAAAAAACCCAGUGUAACUAAGUGGCAUCUGUAAACAGAAUAAAUUAAAAUGUCGCCUGAUGUUCA